Microsporum canis CBS 113480 is the source of this 924-nucleotide messenger RNA. RefSeq names its product prohibitin-2. Lineage: Eukaryota; Fungi; Ascomycota; Eurotiomycetes; Onygenales; Arthrodermataceae. Gene Ontology annotation, cellular component: mitochondrion; membrane. The transcript has 4 exons. Bases 1 to 924 code for a protein of 307 amino acids. Gene Ontology annotation, biological process: mitochondrion organization. The record is from RefSeq and is a predicted model, not a curated record.
AUGGCAGACCCUCGUGAGACCUGGCAGAAGCUUCAGAAUGCCAUCCAGCAGCGGGGACGUGGAGGAUUCGGUGCAGGUGGUGGCUUUCCUGCCGGCGGAAAAGCUUUCGGGGGUGCUGGGUUGUUGAUUGCACUGGGAUUGGGAGGCUAUGUGCUUUCGAAUUCUCUUUUCAAUGUUGAUGGUGGUCACCGAGCGAUCAAAUAUACAAGAAUAAGUGGAGUGAAGAAAGAGAUAUACAAUGAAGGUACACAUUUCCAGAUCCCAUGGUUUGAGACACCUAUAAUCUACGAUGUCCGAGCGAAACCACGAAAUGUCGCUUCUCUUACCGGCACCAAGGAUUUGCAGAUGGUCAAUAUAACCUGCCGUGUACUAUCACGACCGCGCGUUGAGGCGCUUCCACAGAUCUACCGUACUCUCGGAACAGACUUUGACGAGAGAGUUCUUCCAUCCAUUGUCAACGAGGUUUUGAAGAGUGUGGUGGCUCAAUUCAAUGCCAGCCAACUUAUCACUCAGCGAGAGAGCGUUGCCCGUCUUGUACGAGACAACUUGGCCAGACGUGCUGCACGCUUUAACAUAAUGCUUGACGAUGUAUCUCUAACGCAUCUUGCAUUCUCUCCCGAGUUCACUGCUGCCGUUGAAGCCAAACAAGUUGCCCAGCAAGAAGCCCAGCGAGCAGCUUUCAUCGUUGACAAGGCCCGCCAGGAGAAACAAGCCACUGUCGUCAGAGCACAGGGUGAGGCCCGGUCUGCUCAGCUUAUUGGUGAUGCCAUCAAGAAGAGUAAGAGUUAUGUUGAGCUACGAAAGAUCGAAAACGCCAGAAAUAUUGCCCAUAUCUUGCAGGAAGCCGGUGGAAAGAACAAGAUGUACCUUGAUUCCGAAGGUUUAGGCCUAAAUGUUACCGCUCACGGAGAAGGAUCUGAUUAA